This is a messenger RNA of Ictalurus punctatus (channel catfish), 4106 nucleotides long. RefSeq names its product cyclin T2a (gene ccnt2a). Gene Ontology annotation, cellular component: nucleus; cyclin/CDK positive transcription elongation factor complex. Gene Ontology annotation, molecular function: cyclin-dependent protein serine/threonine kinase activator activity. The record is from RefSeq and is a predicted model, not a curated record. The transcript has 8 exons. Lineage: Eukaryota; Metazoa; Chordata; Actinopteri; Siluriformes; Ictaluridae. The coding region runs from base 928 to 2772 and encodes 614 amino acids. Gene Ontology annotation, biological process: regulation of transcription by RNA polymerase II; positive regulation of DNA-templated transcription, elongation.
GCAUUUGUACUGAAGCCCAGCUCCCGAGACUGACCCUGCGUUCACACUAGCAAGGGACCAUUCGUUUUCUUUGUACUUGCGAGUUUUUCACGUCUGUGCGAAUUAGAUGUGUUGGCUGUAAAUCACUGAAUCCAAGUGAUAUGCUCGAAUGAUUUUUCAUUCACUGUUUGCUUGUUAAAACCAAAAAAAGUACAACCAUGGUUUCAUUUUGUCCUGUCGUAUACAAACUUGUUAAGCAUGUAUAUAGAACUUACUAAGAAAGCAGCUUGGGUCAUUGGUACCUCAGUGCAGACUAUGUGGUCUCUAAGGCCAAAACUAUGUGGAAACCUGACCAUAGACCCAUUUGUGCUUGUUCCAGGUUUGGACCUGCUUUCGCUGCCAUAAUAGGAAAGCUUCUGUAUAAGCUUCCAUAAUAGGAAGGCUUUCCACUAGAUUUAGGAGUGUGGCUGUGGGGAUUUGUGUUCAUUCAGCUAUAAGAGCAUUAGUGAGGUCAGGCAAUGAUGUUUGGGUGCAGUCGGUGUUCCAGUUCAUCCUAAAGGUGUUCAGUGUGGUUGAGGUCAGGACUCUGUGCAGGCCACUCGAGUUAUUCCACUCCAACUUUGGCAAACCAUGUCUUCAUGGAGCUUGCUUUGUGCGGAGGGGCACUGUCAUACUGGAACAGCCUCUUAGUUCCAGUGAAGGGAAAUGGUAGCAUUACAGCAUUCAGAGACAUCGUUUACAAAUGUGUGCUUCCAACUUUGCUGUGACAGACAGGUGUUCGUGUACAGGGUGUCCCAAAAGUCGCCAUAAAUAGGGGACUAUGUAGCUACAGCAGCACCACGUCGGUUGUCUUCGUCAGUGGAAGUUUGUGGAUGUCCACUUCUCGGUUGGUCAGCAACGCUUCCAGUCUUUUUGAAUUUGUUAAUAAGUUUGGCAACAGUGUUGUGUAUGACGCGCUCGCCAUGUUUCCUGUUAAAGUCCAUCGCAACCUUACGACCGCUUCCCAAUCCAGAAGUGAGAAUGAUUUCAAUCAUCUCUCCCACCGCGUUAUUCUUGGCGGCAAAAGUCGAGGAGCAACCUCGAAAACUUGAACACGUCAUUAAAGUGUCGCACGCCUGUUUAAACCCUCAAGAGCCUCCAUUAGAUACAAAGAGUAAUGCGUACCUCCAGCAAGCUCAAGAGCUGGUGAUACUUGAAACCAUAGUGCUGCAGACUUUAGGAUUUGAAAUAACUAUUGAGCAUCCUCAUACUGAUGUUGUGAAAUGUUCCCAACUAGUGCGAGCAAGCAAGGAUCUGGCACAGACUUCCUAUUUCAUGGCUACCAACAGCCUCCAUCUCACCACGUUCUGCCUGCAGUACAGGCCCACGGUCAUUGCUUGUGUGUGCAUUCACCUAGCCUGCAAGUGGUCUAACUGGGAAAUCCCUGUGUCUACUGAUGGCAAACACUGGUGGGAGUAUGUGGACAAUUCAGUCACACUUGAGCUACUAGAUGAAUUGACACACGAGUUUCUUCAGAUUUUGGAGAAGACUCCCAGUAAGUUAAAGAGGAUUCGAAACUGGCGGGCAACACAAGCUGCCAAGAAACCGAAAACAGACGGCCCGUCAUCAGAGAGCAGCUCUUUUCCCGACUCCUCGUUAGGCCAGGACCACUCGAUGGUAGACGCCGUUUCUGCGAACGCAACCUUUUCCAAACCUUCAACGUCAUUUCCUAUUUCCAGUGGGCUUCCAUUGGACCAUAUUGCCAGCACUGUGCAAGGCACUUCAUACACUUUCACAGCCCCCAGUGACUGGCCUCAAGACCAAGCACGCACAGACUCGUACAUUCUCAAACAGCUUCCACUGCACCCGCACCGGCCUGACAAAAGCGCCGAGUUCACCACUGUCAAACAUGAACACAAGGCCAACAAACACCAAUCUUCUGUGUUACCUCCUCUGGCCACGUCUCAGCCGCAGAAAAUGUCCUUGGAGAAGUACAAGGAGAAGCACGCGGCCGAAAUAGCGGCACAGAAACGCAGGCAAGAGCAGCCAAGCGUGGAAUCCGAGGCCAGAGAAUCAUAUGGGAGCUCCAGCCAGGUGGAGCACCGAAAGCCACAGCAGCCUUAUGCUCACGGGCAGCAGGGCUCGAGCAGCAGCAGCACCUCUACCAGCUCGCCGCUAAAGAUGAAACUGCCCUUAACAGGCCAGGAAAAGGUCCAAGGGGACAAACGGGAGAAGGGGAGCUCGCUAAAGCUUCGACUUCCAGUCCAGGCUGAGAAAAGUGGAGCAAGUAAGGAGGAGCUGAAGAUGAAGAUCAAGGUUUCCUCAGAGCGCCACAGCUCGUCUGAUGAAGGAGCAAGCAAAAGCAAGCAUUCCAGUCCACUGGUGAGCAAGGAAAAGCAUCGGCACCACCAUAAACAUGGCCACUCCAACCCACACUCGCACAGCGGCAGUGGAUCUGCCCUCAGGAGUCCCAUGACCCUUGGCGGUGAGGGGGCCAGCACAGUCCAGGGCCCGAGCUCUUCGCGUAAGAGGCCACACGCCGACGGCAGCCAUAAUCACCACUCAAAAAAGAACAAAAGCUCCAAGCCAGCCGCAGGUAGUUCCUCUCCUCUUUCCUCUGUACAGCAGUGUGUCUCAUCUCGCAGCUGUGUUCUUAACCCCCUUCCCUUCCCCCCCGUCACACAGCAGGUGGGCUUCGGCCGUCUCAGCACGGUGCUGAAAGCGGACAAGGAGUCAGCGGAGAGCCGUGGUCCUGAGGGCACUAAUGGCCCACGCGCACACUACAAGGACCCGUGCAACAUGCUUGAAUCUUGAAUUACUCUUAAGUGCCCACGGAAUGACCUUGUGAGCCGGUAGAGAAGGAACUUAAGGUUCAUCCUUGAGAGAAAAUAAAAAAAAUAAUGUGACAGCAAGAUUAAGAGUGAAAAAUAUAUACUUCCUGAUCUUGUGAUUUUCUUCGCAGCUCGGUUGCGUGCGGCCAUAUUCCAUAUGUGUAAUUGCUGCUUUGUGUUCCAUAUUUCCAAAUGGAUCUCUGCGUGUGUGUGUGUGUGUGCGCGUGGUAUGGGGCCAUCUUGCUGCAAAUAAGUUUCUCCACAGGAUAAAAUUAAGAAUACUGUAAGGCAAGAAAGGUGCAAUUUUUCUCCCUGCUUUAUAAUUUAAAUAAUACUAGCCGUAGGACAUUGAAGAAUUCCUGCCCCCUCAUGAUCUGACACACGUCUUCGAAUUUGUUUGGACGUGGUCAGUAUUGAGGAGUUAAAAUGACUGAUUUUUUUUAAGUUGCAUAGUUGUAAACGUGCUAGCUUUAUGUUGUUUUCUUUUUAAUACCUUGUUUGUACGAUGUGCAUGUUUCAGCCAUCAAAGGGAUAAAGUAGAGCGCUGUUUACAGAGAGUGGAGAUAAAUGUACAUACAUUUUUGUAUGUUUGAAAAAAGAAAAAAAAGCUAUACUAUAAAUACUCAGGUUUGGUGCUGCUUGUAUUCCUAUAUAUUGGAGAAGUUUGUGAAUUGCUAUAAGAAUCAGACCUUGUUGAUUCUAAUUGCAGCAUUUCUCGACAUGAGAGCCUCUAUUGUGCAUGGCUGUCAGAAGAGGGCACAGUCCAGCACCGUGCUAGGAAAUCCACCAAUCACCUGGCAUGUUGUCUGAGGCUGUGCAGUUUGUAAUUAAUAAAAAAUUUUUUGUGACCUCCAAGAUGAACUUAAGCUGGAUGCCAAAGGCUGUGCCUCAGAAAAAAAGAGAAAUAAAUAUCAAAUAAGGACAAGUAUAGUACUAUGAAGUUUACAUAACCUUUGCUGUGAAGUGCAUUAAAAACCUUUCUUGGCUUGACUCUGUAGCCUACUUGUACAAAGCUGUAAAUCAAUAACAAAUAUGUUUGAAUAAUUAACGUUGGAUAAGAGCUGACCAGACCUGUUUGAUCAGUGUUCAGUCUUUCAGUGAUCUGUUUCUUCCAUAGAUCUUUUUUUUUUUUUCUUUUCGGUAUGUGCAUUCAGAUUUUUUUUCUGUGUGCAGCAAGCAAUUUGUGAAGUAUUUUACUUUGUCACUGAAAUACAGAUGAUUGAGCAAGGCAAGUGCAAAUCUUCACAUUUAGAUUAUUUUGUUCCCAUCCUCAUUUCAUUUAGACUCGCAACAAUAAAUCACAUGGUUUCCACUACA